GGAUGCGCCUGCGCCGCUCUGCGCAACCAGUGCUACGCCUGCUACGCGGCCAGGUUGCCUUAGGGCCUUCGCAGGCGGCUUCGAGUGCACAGAGUUCAACCGCCCCGAGGCCCUUUACGACCUCCAGCCACCCUCCAUUGUCGUUUGGUGGACGAGGGGGCCAGACCAUCGUUGAUGUCAACGACCUGGACAUUUUGAGUCCCGCGGAAGUGGGGAAAUUGAGCAUCAAGUUGUGGCAGUUCUUGAUUUCGGACGCGGAGAGUUUGAGAUUGUUUGCAGAGCAUGACAUUCCGCACUUUCUGCUUGCAGCUGGAGACAUGCCUCAAGGUUACUGCAGAUUCCUGCAGAAUGACCCUGCUGCGAUAGCCACCUGUGACUUCGAAGAGGGAGCACAAGAGAUUGAGCGGCAAAAUGUCAUUAAUUUGCAGCUCCUACAGAAUGUCCUGGAGGCCCCCACGGAAGCACAAGCGGUGCAGGCGCCCGAAGCGAAAGCGCUGAGGCAGCUGGCGGAGCUGGCCGUGGCCUUUGUGGAAAGCAAUUAUCAGCCCGAACUCCUGGCAUUUCGCCGUGCGCGGACGUUGGCAGACUUGAGUAAACCAGAGAGCUGGUAUCCCAGGAAGAAUCCACGGAACUGGCAUCUACAUCUGGGUGUCACGAACAGUGGGAAAACUUUUGGCGCGUUGCAAGAUUUGUUGGCUGCACCUAGUGGGCUCUACAUGGCUCCGCUGCGGCUGUUGGCAUGGGAAAUCUACGAGAAGAUGGGCAAGGCCGGACUCCGAUGUGCCCUGCUCACGGGGCAAGAGCGCCUGGGCCCGGAGAACGCAACACAUGUGGCGUGUACGGUUGAGAUGGCCCCAAUUACCAGACAUUGGGCAGUCGCUGUGUUGGAUGAGAUCCAACUAAUCUCCGAUGAUCAGCGGGGUAGCGCCUGGACUCGGGCCCUGCUGGGCAUCAGCGCGGAGCAGCUGCACAUUUGUGGGGCGAAUGAACCGAAGAGCCUGGAGACCCUUCUGCACGACUUGGCAGCCUCCUGUGGGGACCCUGUGGUGGAGGUGGAGCAUUUGAAGGAACGCUUGGUGCCAUUGAAGUUGCAGGAGGAGCCUGUGCGCGACUACUCCGAACUUGAAGCAGGUGAUUGUUUGGUCUGCUUCAGCCGUGCGGAAGUCUUGGAGGCAAAGAGCCGGCUGGAAGCUGUGGGGAAACGACCCUGCGUGGUCUAUGGAUCACUGCCACCGGAAGUGCGGCAAGAACAAGCUGCACUCUUCAAUGAUCCCAAUAGCGGGCAUGAUGUGCUAGUGGCAUCCGACGCCAUUGCUCUAGGCCUCAAUCUGCAGAUCCAACGUGUGGUCUUCCGUUCCACUUGGAAGUUCGACGGCCACGCCACGCGGCAGCUCACGUCCCCUGAGCUUCGGCAGCUGGCAGGCCGUGCGGGGCGCUAUGGCCUGACGUCGCUGGGGGUGGCAGCGUGCUGCCAAGGCGAUGAUUUGCCUGUUCUGAGGGAAGCUCUUGAGGGAGCCUCUCCUGCGCUCACGCCGCCCACACGUGCAGCUUUGCUUCCUUUGCCGGAGCAAUUGGAAGCCUUCAGCCUCUCCUUGGAAGCAGAUUUGCAGCGUCCUUUGCCAUUCGCGGAGCUGGUGGAACGCUUCCUUUCCAUCGCUCAGGUACCUGAAGACUUGUACUUCCUGGCGCAAGCCAAUCAUCUGAUUGCCUUGGCACGCUUUUUGGAAGAUCUUCGUUUGCCUCCACAGGAGAAGUUUGUUUUCUGCCAAGCACCUGUGGGACUGAGUGAUGUGGCUUCUCUCACGGCGCUCCACCGUUUCGCUCGCGAUUUUUCGUCCGGCUCAGUCGCGCUGCCCGCGGAGCUGCGCGAGCUGCUGUCGCAGAUGGCGGUGACGCCACGCCACAUGGCCGGAAGAUUCUGGAGAUGGAAAGUUUCCACAAGGUGUGCGAAACUUACCUGUGGUUGGCCGCGCGAUUUCCAAGCGCCUUUCCUGAUGUGGCGGCCGUGGAAGAGGUGCGGCGCCAUUUGUCCUCGCAACUGUCAAACGCCUUGCAACUGCCCUUGGAUCAUCACCUGGAAUGACCGCGGGUGCCUAUGGCCCUCCAAAAAUCGGACGUCCCGGGCCGGGCCGUGAUCCUGACGGUGAUGAUGUCCAGCCUCACCAAGCUGCUUCAUACUGGAGGCCAUCGCAUAGACUGAGCCAAUGCCCUAUGCUUUGGUUUCGUGGCGGACCCGUUGAACUCCGACAUCAAGCCCUUGGGCUGAAAAAGGUUGCCAUGGACUGGGUCUUG
Molecule: messenger RNA, 2292 nt
Organism: Cladocopium goreaui
Lineage: Eukaryota; Dinophyceae; Suessiales; Symbiodiniaceae
Source: the annotation of a GenBank genome assembly